Pongo pygmaeus (Bornean orangutan) is the source of this 7531-nucleotide messenger RNA. It is a transcript of the gene IPP, whose product is annotated as intracisternal A particle-promoted polypeptide. The coding region runs from base 491 to 2245 and encodes 584 amino acids. The record is from RefSeq and is a predicted model, not a curated record. Lineage: Eukaryota; Metazoa; Chordata; Mammalia; Primates; Hominidae. The transcript is spliced from 9 exons. Gene Ontology annotation, molecular function: actin binding.
AGGUGUUCGGCUCGUCUCUCCUUAACACUGAGAUCCGCGGCCUUCUUGGGACACCACAAGAAUCAGAGUGCAAGAGGAAUGGAAAGGGCGAGCCAGCCGGCCCCAGCAGGCAGGAGCAGAGGCCUUGCAGCUAGGCUGUUGGUCCGUGGGGAAGCAAGCCGAAGCCCUGGGCCCCAGCAGUGGGCACUGAAAGGCGCCAGCUGCCCCGUCUCCCGCUAGCGGAAGAACCUCGCGCACGCGCAGUGAAAACCCAGGGCCCGCGAAGCGUCAGAAGCCUGUUCCCACCGCCCGGCUUCGCCUCCAGUCCUCGGGGGACUGUACGGCCCAGUCACUCCCGCCUAGUCACCGCCGCCAGGUUUUCUCCGCCCUCUCCGGCCGGGGUUGGUCGCGACUGCGCACGCAGGGCCUGAGCGGGCGCCGGAGGGAAGGGGAAGCGGCGGGGUAGUAACAGAUUAUGGGCAACAGUCCUUUUAAUUAAUCUACCGUCAUCAUGGCUAAUGAGGGCUGUCCCAAGGCUGCUGAUAGUCCUUUUUCAUCAGAUAAACAUGCCCAACUCAUCUUGGCCCAAAUCAAUAAGAUGAGAAAUGGACAGCAUUUCUGUGAUGUGCAGCUGCAAGUUGGACAGGAAAGUUUUAAAGCUCAUCGGCUGGUUUUGGCUGCCAGCAGUCCUUACUUUGCAGCUUUGUUCACUGGAGGAAUGAAAGAGUCCUCAAAAGAUGUUGUACCGAUUCUAGGAAUUGAAGCAGGAAUCUUUCAGAUACUUCUAGAUUUCAUUUACACAGGUAUAGUGAACAUAGGUGUGAAUAAUGUCCAGGAGUUGAUUAUUGCAGCAGACAUGCUACAGUUGACUGAAGUUGUUCAUCUUUGCUGUGAAUUUCUGAAAGGACAAAUUGAUCCACUGAACUGCAUUGGAAUUUUUCAGUUCUCUGAGCAAAUUGCCUGCCAUGAUCUCUUGGAAUUCUCAGAAAACUACAUUCAUGUCCAUUUCUUAGAGGUUCAUAGUGGAGAAGAGUUCCUGGCACUUACGAAAGAUCAGCUGAUCAAAAUUUUGCGAAGUGAAGAGCUUAGCAUUGAGGAUGAAUACCAAGUCUUCUUAGCUGCAAUGCAAUGGAUUCUGAAAGAUUUGGGAAAAAGAAGAAAACAUGUGGUGGAAGUGCUAGACCCAAUUCGAUUCCCUUUAUUACCUCCUCAGAGACUUUUAAAGUAUAUAGAAGGAGUAUCCGAUUUUAAUCUUCGUGUUGCAUUACAAACACUUCUGAAAGAGUACUGUGAAGUAUGCAAAUCUCCCAAAGAGAACAAGUUUUGUAGUUUUCUGCAGACAUCUAAGGUUCGACCUCGGAAGAAAGCAAGAAAGUACCUGUAUGCAGUAGGUGGAUAUACUCGGUUGCAGGGGGGUCGCUGGAGUGAUAGCAGAGCCCUCAGCUGUGUAGAACGUUUUGACACCUUUAGCCAGUACUGGACCACUGUGUCUUCACUUCAUCAGGCUCGAAGUGGGCUGGGAGUAACAGUUCUGGGAGGGAUGGUCUACGCUAUUGGAGGUGAAAAGGAUUCAAUGAUUUUUGAUUGUACUGAAUGCUAUGAUCCAGUUACUAAACAGUGGACAACUGUAGCUUCGAUGAAUCAUCCCCGCUGUGGCUUAGGAGUGUGUGUGUGUUAUGGGGCUAUCUAUGCUUUGGGUGGAUGGGUUGGAGCUGAGAUAGGGAACACCAUUGAACGAUUUGAUCCUGAUGAAAAUAAAUGGGAAGUAGUUGGUAACAUGGCUGUGUCACGCUACUACUUUGGGUGCUGUGAAAUGCAAGGUUUAAUUUAUGUAAUUGGGGGCAUCAGCAAUGAAGGAAUAGAACUUCGUUCUUUUGAAGUCUAUGAUCCACUUUCUAAGCGUUGGUCUCCACUUCCUCCAAUGGGAACCAGGAGAGCAUAUCUUGGCGUGGCUGCACUCAAUGACUGCAUCUAUUCUAUUGGAGGAUGGAAUGAGACCCAAGAUGCUCUUCAUACUGUAGAAAAAUAUUCCUUUGAAGAGGAAAAGUGGGUUGAAGUUGCCUCAAUGAAAGUGCCUAGAGCAGGCAUGUGUGUUGUGGCAGUCAAUGGUCUUCUGUAUGUUUCUGGAGGUCGAUCUUCCAGCCAUGAUUUUUUGGCUCCAGGUACCUUGGACUCAGUUGAAGUUUAUAACCCUCAUUCAGAUACAUGGACAGAAAUUGGUAACAUGAUCACCAGUCGUUGUGAAGGGGGCGUUGCUGUGCUAUGAAAUAUAAAGCAUAACAGAGCACAAGGAACAUUUUGAAAAUGCAGGACCUGACCUUUUGCAAAGCAAACAUACAUUUGGUGAUAAGACCCUCUGAUUCUAUGAGUUUUCCAUGUAUUUGGUAGAUAAAUGACUAACGAGGCUGGGCGCAGUGGCCUCAUGCCUAUAAUCCCAGCACUUUGGAAGGCUGAGGCAGAAGGAUCACUUGAGCCCAGGAAUUUGAGGUUGUAGUAGGCUACGAUCAUGCCACUGCACUCCACUCUGGGCAACAGAAUGAGAUCCUGUCUCUUAAAGAAAAAAAAUAAACUCAAGAGUGAUUUUUCGAAAUAUAUGAGUGAGAAUGGAUAUGGAAUAUAUCCCAAUUAAUAAAGAGCUCACACAGAUUUGCCAGGCUUACUAAUAAUAGAAAUGCCAUUUAUGCUGUAGAAUUCUCCAGUUUAAGUGUAGACAAGUCCUAUUUUACAACUUUGUAGAAAUUAUUUACUAGAAGCUUCCUAGCAAAUAGUCCCUUUAGCUACUUCUCCAGUGCAGUAUAAAUUGUAACAUAAACUUUACGUGAUAUAGGAAUAGUGUCAAUGACACAGUUUAGAGAUCUCUAUAUUCACAAUUAUAUCCAGAGCAUAAUUUUCCAUGGCCAUAGUUUGAGCCACAGAGAAAAGCCAAUGAAAUAGAUUCCUACUUUUAUUUAAUGCCAAGAGUUUUCACUAGCCCCGAACUUUUUAUUGGCAGCAGAUAUCCUAGGAGGGGUGUUUGGGAAAUAUCUAGCUAUUUUUAUAGAUAGAUACCUUUUUGCUUGAUGAUAAGUUUUUGCUUGCUCAUAUUUUUUGUCUUGAUCCUGAAAAUGCAAGUAAGGAAUUAAUAGGAGGUUCUUAGUGACCGGAUGUUGUAAUGGGCUAUACAGUCCAGCAGGCAGUAUGCACCUAGAAAUUUCUCCCUUUUUUAGGCUGGGCAUGGUGGCUCACACCUGUAAUCCCAGCACUUUGAGAGGCCGAGGUGAGGUGGGAAGAUGGCUUGAACUCAGGAGUUCGAGACUAGCCUGGGCAACAUGACGAGACUCCGUCUCUACCAAAAAAAAAUAUAAAAAUUAGCUGGGCGUGGUGGCUUGUACCUGUGGUCCCAUCUGCUUGGGAGGCUGAGGUUGCAGGAUCACUUGAGCCCAGGAGGUCAAGGCUGCAGUGAGCCAACAUUGUGCCACUGCACACCGGCCUGGGUGACAGCAUGAGAAUCUGUCUCAAAAAAAAAAAAAGAAGAAAUUUCUUCCUUUUUUGCUAGAUUGUUGUCACCAAAAUUAUGUUUGGCUUUAGGAAGAUGGAAUUUUAUUAGAUUAUCAAGCUUUGUAAAAUUUAUUUGUACUUGGGCAAACCUAAGUAAGAGCAUACUGCAAAGCUACUGCUUGGAUGUAGAGGGCUAAAUUGUAGGUACUUCUGAACAACUUUUUAUAGAUACUGACUCAUAAGUGUAAUUUGAAAGUACCCCUUGACCCAAACAAAACUCUUCUCAAAACUUCUCAUUUUCUCCCUAAGAAGCAUUCUAAAGAAUUGUUCUCUGUUCAUUUCUAAGAGAAAGAUUCACUGGCUGUAUGAUGGGGUUACUUUUAAGUUAUUUCUACUGGCCAGUUGGAGCAAUAUAUAUUAAAGGUCUUGCAUACAGUAAACUUUUUUUUUUUUGGAGAUGGAAUUUUGCUCUUGUUGCCCAGGCUGGAGUGCAAAGGCGUGAUCUCGGCUCACUGCAACCUCCACCUCCCGGGUUCAAGCAAUUCUUCUGCCUCAGCCUCCCAAGUAGCUGGGAUUACAGGCGCCCACCACCAUGCCCAGCUAAUUUUUUUGUACGGGGUUUCACCAUGUUGGCCAGGCUGGUCUCAAACUCCUGACCUCAGGUGAUCCACCUGCCUUGGCCUCCCAAAGUGCUGGGAUUACAGGCAUGGGCCACCGUGCCUGGCUGCAUAUAAUAAAAUUUAACUAGUUGACUUAAGGAUUUGAUUUCCCAUUUCUUCUUCUUUUUUUUUUUUUUUUUUUUUUUUGAGAUGGAGUCUUGCCCUGUCACCCAGGCUGGAGUGCAAUGGUGCGAUCUCAGCUCACUGCAACCUCUGCCUCCCUGAUUCAAACGAUUCUUCCACCUCAGCCUCCCGAGUAGCUGGGAUUACAGACGUGAGCCACCAUGUCCGGCUAAUUUUUUGUAUCUUUAGUAGAGACGGAGUUUCACCAUGUUGGCCAGGCUGGUGUUAAACUCCUGACCUUGUGAUCUGCCCACCUUGGCCUCCCAAAGUGCUGGGACUAUAGGCGUGAGCCACCGCGCUCUGCUGAUUUCCUAUUUCUUUGCUAAGGUCCUUAUUUAGCAAAGAACUUAUUUAGAUAGAAAACUUUUAAUUGCAUUAAUGAAUCAGGUAGCACUCAUAUCCAAAUUAUUUGGUUUAGGCCGGGCACCGUGGCUUAUGCCUGUAAUCCUAGCACUUUGGGAGACUGAGGUGGGCAGAUCACUUGAGGUCAGGAGUUCAAGACCAGUCUUGCCAACAUGGUGAAACCCUGUCUCUACUAAAAAUACAAAAAAUUGGCAGCAGGUGGUGGUGCACGCCUGUAAUCUCAGCUGCUGAGGAGGCUGAGGCAGGAGAAUCACUUGAAUCCAGGAGGUGGAGGUUGUAGUGAGCUGAGAUCAUACCACUGUGCUCUAGCCUGGGCCAUAGAGCAAGAUUUUGUCUCAAAAAAAAGUAAAAUAAAAUAAAAAAUAUUUUGUUUAGUCUACAAGUAUACCUUCCUUAUAACUUAACCAUAUGCAUUUAUAAGGAAAAGUUUAUGUAAUGCAGACAGGAAGCUCUAUGUUCCCUUUUCUGGGGCAUCCUGAACGUCUGAAGGGUGACAGAUGUCUGUGUAGAGAUCUGUAAGAUGUCAAAGAAUAAAGUAUAAAGAUAAUUUAUAGACUAAGCUGUAACUCAUGUGCCUUUACUAUUUCUAGUUACAGAGAAUCUGUAUUCUGAUUCAAAACAGAUUUACAAAAUACUUCUACAAUUAAUUUCUCAUUAUUGUCUAGCAGCAACUGAAAAUGACACUAUGAAGGGGCGUGCUUUGCACAGCUGUGGCAGAAAUGUAAUGUCAAGGCAGUCAGUGUUUAACAGGUCCCGAAGAUCCCUGAAAAUAGGUAACUGUAAAUAUACUUAUUAUUCCUAGGUAAUAACAAGAUUGGUUUUGUUUUUGUUCUUGUUUUUGUUUUGAGAUGGAGUUUCGCUCUUGUUGCCCAGACUGGAGUGCAAUAGCAUGAUCUUGGCUCACCGCAACCUUUGCCUCCCAGGUUCAAGCGAUUCUCCCGCCUCAGUUUCCUGAGUAGCUGGGAUUGCAGGCAUGAACCACGAGGCCCAGCUACUUUUGUAUUUUUCAUAGAGACGGAGUUUCUCCAUCUUGGUCACGCUGGUCUCGAACUCCCGACCUCAGGUGAUCUGCCUGCUUUGGCCUCCCAAAGUGCUGGGAUUACAGGCGUCAGCCACCUCGCCAGGCUAACAAGAUUGUUUUUAAAAGAAUGUACUAAUAAAGUAUCCAGUUUUUUUGUUUCUUUGUAUUACUUUAUCAGUGGCAUUCUGGGUUACCAAACUGUAGUAGGAUUGCACAAGUUUUUUAGUUGGUUUUAACUUUAGGGACUUGCACGUUUCAUUUUACAUUUAAUUCUGUUUUUUGAGAAAUGAUUAAAGUGAUCUACCUCCAAAAUGUUUAACAACCCGAUAUGCUUCUAAGUAUCCUGCCAAUGUACUUAAUCAAAUGUACUUAAAAAUCAGUUUUCUUAAAGAAGUAUACACUGUAAUUCACCUGGAAAAAUAGCAUUUUUAAGUAAAAUUAGGCAAUUAGCCUAAAAAUAUGAUUUGCCUCUAUUCUGGAAAAUAAUUCAUUUAAUUCAGAUUAUGGAAAAGUCUUAAGUUUGUAUAGCAUUCAUGCAAUUUAAUAACAAAGAAGUGAGUUUCCUUAUCAAAACAAUCUGAGUAGAAUCAGAUUGAGACUGAGUGGAAACAACAUCUCUAAAAAAUAUACAGGCCGGGCACAGUGGCUCAUGUCUGUAAUCCCAGCAUUUUGGGAGGCCGAGGUGGAUGGAUCACCUGAAGUUGGGAGUUUGAGACCAGCCUGACCAACAUGGAUAAACCCCGUGUCUACUAAAAAUACAAAAUUAGCUGGGCAUGGUGGCGCAUGCCUGUAAUCCCCGGUACUCGGGAGGCUGAGGCAGGAGAGUCGCUUCAACCCAGGAGGCGGAGGUUGCGGUGAGCCGAGAUAGCACCAUUGCACUCCAGCCUGGGCAACAAGAGUGAAACUCCAUCUAAAAAAAAAAAAAAAAAAAAAAAUUCCAGGUUAUACUAUAUCCUGACCUAUAUUCUUAUACCAUUUUAAAUGUUUUUCCUUUUUGGUGAGACUAGGAAUUUCAGAAAACUAGGUUUUCUGUUAAUUCUUUUUUUCUCCACCUUAAGUAGAGUGAUUAGAGACUAGGUUUUCAAGUGAAAAUCUAAGGUGUUGCUUUUGCUGUUUUAAGAAAGCUUCUGCACUGGGUGCAGUGGCUCACGCCUGCAAUCCUAACACUUUGGGAGCCUAGGCAGGAGGAUUGCUUGAGCUCAGUUCAAGACCAGCCUGGGCAACAUAGGGAGACCCUGUCUCUACAAAAAAUUAAAAAAUUAGCUUGGCAUAGUGGUGCACAACUGUAGUCCCAGCUACUCAGGAGGCUGAGGUGGGAGAAUUGCUUGAGCCCAAGAGGUCAAGGCUGCAGUGAGCCAUGACCACACCACUACACUCCGGCCUGAGCGACAGAGUGAGACCCUGCGUUUAAACAAAACAAAAAUAAAAAUACACCAAAGCUAAAAGCUUCUCUGUGAUUUAAAAGAUGUAGAACUAGACCAGCCUGUCCAACAUGGUGAAAUGCCACCUCUACUAAAAACACACACCAAAAAAUUAGUUGGGCAUGGUGGCACGUGCCUGUAAUCCCAGCUACUCUAGAGAUGCUGAGGCAGGAGAAUCGCUUGAACUCGGGAGGUGGAGGUUGUGGUGAGCCAAGAUCGUGCCACUGCACUCCAGCCUGGGCGACAGAAUGAAACUCCAUCUCAGAAAAAAAAAAGAUGUAGAACUAGAUAGGCCUGCUCAUUAGAAUAUCAAGAUGGCUCCAGCUUGACUUUUCUUUCCUAAUUUAUAUGUACUAGUGGCUUUAUUUUAAAGUUUCCUUUGAAAAUAAUCAUUUUGACCAGCUAUUAUGUGUUUGGUGGUAAGGGACAAGUUGUUAUCUGUACCAUGCCAAAUAUCCUAAUAAAAACUGGAAGACAUGUCCGAUGUA